Messenger RNA from Penicillium maclennaniae, 1653 nucleotides. Its product is annotated as Zn(II)2Cys6 transcription factor. Gene Ontology annotation, biological process: positive regulation of transcription by RNA polymerase II. The record is from RefSeq and is a predicted model, not a curated record. Gene Ontology annotation, cellular component: nucleus. Bases 1 to 1653 code for a protein of 550 amino acids. Gene Ontology annotation, molecular function: zinc ion binding; transcription cis-regulatory region binding; DNA-binding transcription factor activity, RNA polymerase II-specific. NCBI's taxonomy places the organism in Eukaryota, Fungi, Ascomycota, Eurotiomycetes, Eurotiales, Aspergillaceae. The transcript has a single exon.
AUGCCGCGCAGAAAAGCCGCCGACCGCACGGGUCCGGUGAAAACCCGGUCUCGCAGCGGAUGCCGAGAAUGUCGAGCAAGUCGAGUACGGUGUGACACCAAGAAGCCCGUGUGCACGAGAUGCUGGGAGAAAGGAUUACCGUGUUCCACCAACCUGGUCCUGAAAUGGGAGUCGGAAUUCGUGAGUCGGGGCAUGGCCUUUGGUCGUGCCGGUGUCUGGAGUAAAUCCCGAGACGCAACCUCAUCGGCCUCGGAAUCAUCGCACACGCGCAACUGGGUUUCCAUGCCAUUCAUUCGACCAUGGGGAUUUGUCAACGCCGGAAUUGCCACAUUCGAGCACCCGGAGCAAGCGGACGUGGUGCUGAACGAAAUGCAAGCCCUCGUUCCUUUGACGACUAGCAACAGCACUCGGUCGGCGGGUGAGUUGGCCAUUUCCCAUUCAAAUCUGGCACCAUCCGUGUCGCUGUUCCCAGCGCUUUCUCAUCUCGGGAAUGGAGAACUAUUCGAUUAUUAUCUCCAGCAGGUGUGUCCUCGUACGACGGCGAGCUCAACGGAGUCUUCGCCAUUCGCAUCGGUGAUCUUGCCCUUCAGCACAUCCGCCUCCUCUACACUCUUCAAGGCCAUUCAAGCCUUGGGCGCAUGCCAUCGGUCGCGAGCCGAUCCUUCCUACAGUCCUCUUGGGCUUCGCCUCAAAUCUGAAACUUUGCGCGACCUCCGCCGUCGAUUAGCCCACGAGGGGUCCUUGAAUUGCGCCGGUGAUCCCGAAGUCCUGGUGAUCAUGAUGAUGCUUUGCCUAUAUGAGAUUGUAGAUAAAUGCGAUCAGCACUGGACAAUCCAUCUCAAAGGCGCCAAGGAUCUAAUUCGCCUUCGAAGGCAACAAGCAGCAGCCCUCACCGAGUCUCCUGACGCACCAGACCCUGCGACCGCUUUUGCGGAGCACUUCUUUGCCUUCCAGGACGUCAUGGGUCGCACUGCUUGUGCCAAGGAGGUCUUAUUCGGCAGUGAUUACUGGAAAGCCGAUGAUAGAAAUAUUGACUUGUGGAUGGGCUGCAGUCCAGAAUUGGUCAAUAUCUUGUCGACGAUUACUGAUAUGAGUCGGAUGAGACGACAGCCGGGUUCAAACGAGACCCGCGCUACGUUUUCUGUACGUGCCGCUGCUCUUGAAAAUCAACUCGAGCACUUGGUCCAGGAAGUUGAAGGCGGUGACGACGAGAUCUUGGCAUCUGCAGCGGAGGCAAAGCGACUGGCAGCCUUAAUUUAUCUACACUGCGGGCUAUACGGGGCGUGUCCUACCACUCCUCUGGUGGUGGACUACGUUCGCCAGAUCCUUCGCCUGGUCUCGGAUCUGCUGGACCGUGAAGUCCUACCCAGUAUGACCUGGCCCGUUUUCGUGGCGGCCGUAGAGUUGGACCCUUCGCAUGAUGAGCUCUGGUCAGAUCCUCACCGCGGACCGACAUCUGGGCGGGCAACUGUCCUGCGAGCCUUGGCGGCCAUGUCCGAAUCCACCAUCGCCAACAUCGCCCGAACGCGGGCCGUCAUUGCCUCAGUGUGGCAGGCGCGCGAUCAGGACCUCGUGAAAGGUCCGGCGCAGGGCGAAUCCAACGACUGGGAAAAGUACGUUGUGCCGAUCAGUGAUGCCAUGAGCUUAGCGUAA